Molecule: messenger RNA, 845 nt
Organism: Ruditapes philippinarum (Manila clam)
Lineage: Eukaryota; Metazoa; Mollusca; Bivalvia; Venerida; Veneridae
Product: adenosine 5'-monophosphoramidase HINT1-like
Exons: 3
Coding region: 52-432 (126 amino acids)
Biological process (GO): purine ribonucleotide catabolic process
Cellular component (GO): cytoplasm; nucleus
Molecular function (GO): hydrolase activity
Source: RefSeq, a predicted model, not a curated record
ACAACUUUGCGUUGUUUAACACCACAUUACGCCAUUUUUAGCUCACUAAAUAUGGCUGACGAAAUAGCGAAAGCCCAAGUGGCUGAACCGACUGAAGACACUAUAUUUGGAAAAAUAGCUAGAGGCGACAUACCUUGUAAAUUUAUUUACGAAGAUGAAAAGUGUGUAGCCUUCAAUGAUAUGAGCCCUCAGGCUCCAACACAUUUCCUUGUCAUCCCGAGAAAACCUAUACAGAUGUUAGAGAAGGCCGAUGAUGCAGAAGAGCAGUUGCUGGGACAUUUGUUGUUGGUUGCCAGGAGGGUUGCUAAGGAACAAGGUCUGACCAAUGGCUACAGACUGACCAUAAAUAAUGGAAAAGACGGCGGCCAAUCAGUUUAUCAUUUACAUAUCCAUGUGAUGGGUGGUAGGCAGAUGAUGUGGCCUCCAGGAUAACUUGAUAACAGAAAGGUCAACACUGUGUGCAAAGGUCAAUGAGUGUCCUUCAACUUUGACCUUUGAUAUAUUUUAAUUUCAUAGUAGUUAACUUAUCCUCCCAGCAUAAACAUUCUUCACUUAUCAUCAUUAUAUAUAGUUACAAGUAUACUCGGUAAACCAUGGGUACUCAUUACGUUUACACUUCAUUCGUAAUGAAUGUAGUUCAGCGAAAUCAGAAUCUGUGGGUUCUGACAAUGAUUUACUAGUAAGUUUAACUUGUUUAGUUACUAGUAUAUGUUAAUAAGAAUUUAAUCUAAUAUUUAUAAAAGUUUAUAACCAUGUUUAAGAAUGUCUUGUGCAAUGUUUUAAAUUGUAAGACAAUUAAGGUAAUCAUGGUCAUGCUGGUAAAAUUCAAUAAAUACAAGUCAUAG